Molecule: messenger RNA, 854 nt
Organism: Emiliania huxleyi CCMP1516
Lineage: Eukaryota; Haptophyta; Isochrysidales; Noelaerhabdaceae
Gene: VAMP7-1
Product: vesicle-associated membrane protein 7
Exons: 4
Coding region: 1-696 (231 amino acids)
Biological process (GO): vesicle-mediated transport
Cellular component (GO): membrane
Source: RefSeq, a predicted model, not a curated record
AUGAUCAUCUACGCGCUUGUCGCGCGCGGCACCUGCGUGCUCGCCGAGCACACCGCCACCGCGGGCAACUUUGCUCUCGUUACGCGCCGCAUACUCGAGCGGCUGCCGCAAGAGGAGGGCCGGGCCAGCUACUCAUACGACACGUCGCACUCCUUUCACUGCGUGAUAAGGGCGGGCCUGGCGUUCCUCUGCAUGGCCGACUCGCGCACGGAGCAGGCCGCCGCGCACGCCUUUCUCGACGCGGUGCAGUCUCGGUGGAGCGCGGCGUACGCCGAGAAGGGGCUCACGGCGCUCGCGUACGCCAUGAACAGUCAGUUCGCCGCCGCCGACGCGGCAAAUGUCUCGCGCGUCGAGGGCGAACUCGAGGAGGUGCGGCAGGUGAUGGUCGAAAACAUAGAAAAGGUGCUCGCGCGCGGCGAGAAGAUCGAGUUGCUGGUGGACAAGACGGAGCACCUCACGCACCAGGCCUUUCAGUUCCGACGCACCACUACACGCGUCAAGCGGGGCAUGUACUGCAAGAGCCUGAAGCUCAACCUCUUCCUCUGCACCCUGCUCCUCCUCGUUAUCGGCGUGGCUGUCUUUGGAGCGUGCGGCUGGUCCUUCUCAUGCGGCUCGCACCACCCGCCGUCGCCGUCGCCGUCGCCGUCGCCGUCGCCGUCGCUCUCGCCCGCGCUGAGCCCGAGAGAUACCGCGUGACGAACGCGAUCGGCCAGGGCAGGAGCUUGCCGUCACACCACCGCCCUCUCGGUCUCCGGCGGCGGUCACGGACACGGUUUUGCGUUCAUCCCCGCACGCGCAGCGAUCCUAACAGCGAUCAGUUUGUGUGUGUGUUGUCUAAUACUAGCGAAGCGGGA